AUGUCGAAUUUGUACGGUGAUUACAACCUGAAGAUCGAUUACGUUUUCAAGGUUGUAUUGAUUGGUGAUUCCGCAGUUGGAAAAACUCAACUACUCGCUAGAUUCGCAAGAAAUGAGUUUAGCGUUGAUUCUAAGGCUACGAUUGGGGUGGAGUUUCAAACCAAAACUUUGAUUAUUGAUAAUAAAACUAUUAAGGCUCAGAUAUGGGAUACUGCAGGGCAAGAAAGGUACAGGGCAGUUACUAGUGCAUACUAUCGAGGCGCAGUUGGGGCAAUGAUAGUAUACGACAUGACAAAGCGUCAAUCAUUCGAUCACUUGGCGAGAUGGUUGGAAGAAUUAAGAGGUCACGCAGACAAAAACAUUGUGAUCAUGCUAAUCGGCAACAAAUGCGAUCUGUCUAGUCUUAGAGCAGUUCCAACAGAAGACGCGGAGGAGUUUGCACAAAGAGAGAAUCUCUUCUUUAUGGAGACCUCGGCACUUGAAUCGACCAACGUUGAAACUUGUUUUUUAACUAUAUUAACCGAGAUAUACAGAAUCAAUGCAAAGAAAACACUCAGUUCCAAUGGUGAUGUGGAACAAAAUACCGCAGGACUUAUGAAGGGAAGUAGAAUAAUUGUUCCUGGUAAUGAAAUGAAUCCAAAAAAGGGUUGUUGUUUUGCAACUUAG
Messenger RNA from Vicia faba (fava bean), 666 nucleotides. The record is from the annotation of a GenBank genome assembly. NCBI's taxonomy places the organism in Eukaryota, Viridiplantae, Streptophyta, Magnoliopsida, Fabales, Fabaceae.